This is a messenger RNA of Cyphellophora europaea CBS 101466, 2013 nucleotides long. RefSeq lists its product as uncharacterized. The record is from RefSeq and is a predicted model, not a curated record. The coding region runs from base 1 to 2013 and encodes 670 amino acids. The transcript has 3 exons. Gene Ontology annotation, molecular function: protein binding. Lineage: Eukaryota; Fungi; Ascomycota; Eurotiomycetes; Chaetothyriales; Cyphellophoraceae.
AUGGAUACAGACGAUAUGGUCGUGGACAGACCGCUGUCUCCACGCGCAAAACUACCCCCGAUUGAUGUAGAACAACUUACGAGGGGAUCUCAAUACUCGAGACACAACUCAAUUGACCAGGAUAUCGAUUACCAAUUUCCUGCACCACAACCCGCGCCUUUAGACUCAAUACGCCCGUCGAGACCAAAACACAGUAUACCACAUACCCGAGUGAAGCGUCUAUCCAAUGCGAACAAGAGCAGUAUGCCUGCCGGUGUCCUUCCCUCCGCUCCCGCCUCGCCUCCCACUCCUGCCCCUUCGCCGACCCCUUAUCAGAGAGCCCCAAGCUGGAACUCAGCUAGUGAGAACGAGGACUCCUUCCUUCGAGAUGCUAGAAGUCAUUUCGCCAGUCUGAAUGCUGGGGAGAGGCAGCGUCAUCUUGCCGAGCUGCUGAAUAUGUGCGAUAGCAACUUGCUGAGCUUUGUCCACCAUUUUGUUUCUCCCAGGUUGAAGAAAGACCCUUUCGAGCACUUACCCGAUGAACUAUGCUUAAGAGUCCUUUCCUUUAUCGAUGACCCGCGAAGUCUGGCCCGUGCCUCCCAGGUCUCUCAUCGCUGGCAUAAGCUUCUCAAUGACGACAUGCUCUGGAAGAACAUGUGUGACAAACAUGCGUACAGAAAGGCUUCGAAUGCAUUGGAGGAGAUUGAGCCUUUAUACUUGCCACAAGCCGCUCGAGGUCCUUACAAUUUCACGAACCGGUCGCCAAAGCGGUCCCUCGAUGGUAGCUUCGUCGGUCCCUCCAACAGUGCCCCGAAUUUGGCACUCCAUACCAGCGAGAUUCCGUCCAGCCCUCGGUCGAAAAAGAGACAGUCACAGACAUACCAUCACCAGUUCCGCCGUAAGUACAUGAUUGAGGCUGCGUGGAGGAAGGGAGGCGACUCGAUCAUCAAGCAUAUUACUCCAGAUCAAGGCGUGGUAACAAGUUUACACCUAACCGACAAGUACAUUGUGGUCGCCAUGGACAAUGCCAAGAUACAUGUCUUCAACACUGUUGGGGAGCAUCAAAAGACGCUGAAGGGCCAUGUCAUGGGUGUUUGGGCGAUGGUCCCGUGGGAUGACAUUCUUGUCAGUGGUGGCUGCGACCGAGACGUCCGUGUCUGGGACAUGUCUACUGGCAAGAGCAUUCACACUCUCCGAGGCCACACAUCCACUGUCCGAUGCUUGAAGAUGUCAGACGCCAACACAGCCAUCUCCGGCUCCCGAGACACCACGUUACGUAUCUGGGAUAUACCCACUGGUAUGUGCAAAAACGUCCUGGUCGGCCACCAAGCGAGCGUCAGGUGUCUGGCUAUCCACGGUGACAUGUGUGUGUCUGGCAGCUACGACACAACGGCUCGCGUGUGGAGCAUCUCUGAAGGCCGAUGCCUGCGAACUCUUACAGGCCAUUUCAGCCAGAUAUAUGCGAUUGCGUUUGACGGCCAGAGGAUAGCCACGGGUAGUCUCGAUACCAGCGUCAGGAUAUGGGAUCCUAAGACUGGCAUGUGCCAAGCCAUCUUACAGGGACACACGUCUCUGGUUGGACAACUACAAAUGCGCGGCAACACUCUUGUCACCGGCGGUUCUGACGGCUCAGUCCGGGUUUGGUCUCUCCAGAAGAUGACGCCUAUUCAUCGUCUAGCAGCGCACGAUAAUAGUGUUACGAGCCUGCAGUUUGAUGACAACCGCAUCGUCAGCGGAGGCAGCGACGGACGAGUCAAGAUCUGGAGCGUAGAGACAGGUCAGCUUGUGAGAGAAUUGAGCCAGCCUGCCGAAGCCGUAUGGAGGGUGGCUUUUGAGGAAGAGAAGGCAGUGAUCAUGGCUAGCCGCUCCAACAGAACAGUGAUGGAGGUGUGGUCGUUCUCUCCUCCUGGAGAAGGAUCCAUUUCGAGGUCCGAAACCCCAUUGAGCCUUCCAGACAAGGACAUCGAGGAAGACUACCGAAUGUCCAGGAUCGAGGCUGCAGGUGAAAGCAGCGACGUGCAGAUGCGCGACUGA